AACCCCCCCAAUGUUGCUUCAAGAGACGAGCGCUGGAGACCUCCUGACACGGGCAGCAGCUCAGGGGGACAUCGAGGAGGUGAGGAGAAUGCUGCACCAAGAGAAGAUCCAUCCGGACUGCCUGAACCACUUCGGGAGGACCGCAUUGCAGGUGAUGAUGUUCGGCAGUACGUCAGUAGCAUCAGAACUGCUGAAACAAGGAGCCACGGCGAACAUUCAAGACCCGUAUGGCAUCACACCGGCACACGAUGCGGCCCGCACGGGUUUCCUAGACACGUUGCAGAUCCUGGUUGAGUACGGCGCAGAUCUGAACGUGUCUGACGUCUCAGGGUCACUCCCCAUCCACCUGGCUCUUCGUGAAGGUCACAUCCCUGUCAUUGUCUACCUCGCCUCACGAUCCAACCUGCAGCAUUGUGACCAAGAGGGGAAAACGCCCCUACAGCUCGCCUCCAUGCUUGACCCCAGCCUGGCAGCCAUUUUGGAGCAGUAUACGUAGAAGACCCCCCCCCCAUUCGAGGGCAUCGAAACAGGCCACGUGAACAACAGAUGGUGGGAUCCAUAUUGUUAACGCUGUGUGUUUAGUAUUGUGCAUGGGCUCCGCCGUAU
Nanorana parkeri is the source of this 606-nucleotide messenger RNA. RefSeq names its product cyclin dependent kinase inhibitor 2D (gene CDKN2D). Gene Ontology annotation, cellular component: nucleus. The transcript has 2 exons. Gene Ontology annotation, biological process: regulation of cyclin-dependent protein serine/threonine kinase activity; negative regulation of cell population proliferation. The record is from RefSeq and is a predicted model, not a curated record. Gene Ontology annotation, molecular function: protein kinase binding; cyclin-dependent protein serine/threonine kinase inhibitor activity. Bases 11 to 496 code for a protein of 161 amino acids. Lineage: Eukaryota; Metazoa; Chordata; Amphibia; Anura; Dicroglossidae.